AAACGCUUGAUGUUUACAAAAUGGCUUCCAUAAUGAAAGAGGCACCGAAUGGAUAUGAAUCUGCUAUUGAAUUGAUAAAUUCUUUGAAGCAUGAGGAUCUCACUGAAUUGGGCAGUGAAGUGUUGCAGUUUCUACAGUAUAAAAUUGGUGCUGUAAAUACAGAAAAAUGGAGAAAGAAGUUGGAAGAGUCAGCAGAAGGGAAUGAUUUGCAGAAAACUCAGAGCAUAAUAAAUGCAUUGAUAUAUACAUUCAGGUCGGCAGCAAGAUAUCGUGUGACCGUAGAAGAGUUAACAGCUGAGCUUGAUUCUAGUAUGGUAUUUUCUGAUAAGACCUGCACCAUAUUAUGUAACUUAUGGUCCACUCAGGGCAAGCAGCUGAUGUCAUGUAGUUUGGGGGAUCAUGUGCUGGGAGUUGGUCAGUUAAUUGAUGUUCAAUGGAAAGUGGGCAUGGCAAUGAGCUCGGACACAUGUAGACAGUUAAACUCCCCAUUUGUGACCUUGACCUUGACAGUAGCAGACGCAGGGGGAAAUCUCAAAACACAUCCACUAGAACUUACGAUGGACCAAUUUAGGGUAAGUUGAGAAUUUUACCAAUCAGUUGAAGGAAAUAGGAAAAGUGCUGGAAAUGGUCUGAACAAGAGCAGUAGGAACAAAAAGAAGGAAUAUCUAUCACUUAGAAGAAUACAGAACUAGUAAUCUCUAUAUCCCAGAAGACUGCAUUAUGUUUAAACUUAGACAGUAUAUGAGACCGAAUAAUGUAUCAUUUACAAUAUUACGACAGUCAGUGAUGUCGGCAUAGCCAGGAAAAUAAAUGAACAUAUUGAAGAGUAUUAUACUGUAUUUCGAUUGAUUUAGAAACGUCAUGACUGAAGUAAUGCAGAGGGGCACCUAAGGUCCAUGCUAAAAAAUUCACAUGACCUAUAUCAGUGCUGGUAUGAUUUGAAACCGAAUCUGAAGAUAUAUGUGAACUUUUCUGAAGCUUGUAUUAUCACUAAUCUUUAUUACAGUUAAUCUUGUAUAACAAUACUUUUCUUCUCUUCACUAACUGCAAUAGAUCAAUUGAUAAGGUGCACAAGUGUCUGACCAGCUUUGUAUACACAAUAAGCCAGAGCAUUUCAAGGCAAAACAUCACAACAAUUUGAGGCUUCAUAUUUUAAACUUUAUUAAACUGAAAGUAGUAUACAUGUAGAUAUU
Ruditapes philippinarum (Manila clam) is the source of this 1193-nucleotide messenger RNA. RefSeq names its product COMM domain-containing protein 6-like. The record is from RefSeq and is a predicted model, not a curated record. The transcript has 8 exons. NCBI's taxonomy places the organism in Eukaryota, Metazoa, Mollusca, Bivalvia, Venerida, Veneridae. The coding region runs from base 21 to 581 and encodes 186 amino acids.